GCAUCGUCCAUAAUUGGGUAGCCAAGCGCGGUCCCGUCGAAUACAAGGCGGCACGCCGUUAGCUCGCGCUAUUCCGUCAAUCCUGGUGGCUCUGUUGUACCGUGGCACUUGAUGACACAUUAUUGGACGACGUCGUGGCCUGGAGGCAAGCGACGCAGUUGGCGCGUUGCCAUAUCCAUCUUCCAUCGUCAUCAAGAUCUUGUUUUAAAUACCGAAGUCUUUGCAGCACGCUCGCCAUAUCGGCAUGCUCUCGACGACGAAGCUCGCGGUUGCAGGAUAGGGUUGAGUGCGAAUAGUCAUGUUGAAAUCAGGACAUGUCCGAAUUCAUCCGUCGUCAUCGCGAGGCGAGCAACUUGGGAUGCUUCGAACCGUAGCGACGUUGCUCACGAACGGCGGCGUCCCGCGCGCCUUGGGCGUGCGCGAGCGCGUGGCGAAGCGCUUCCAGGGCAAGACCGUCGACAGCCUACUGGCCGAUGGCAUCAUCGCGCCAGGUCGCUCGGCCAGGCGCUCAACAUCGUCUUCUCGUCAUGCUCGCCGACCUCGGACCACGACGUCGACCUGCGCGAGUUCGUCGAAGGAGCCCGCCAUGCUGUGCAUACGAGUGUACAGCACAUGUUUAGCAAGUCCAUGGUCCAGUGCCAGCUUGACCGCACGACGCCGUCCGAAGAGGCCAACGCGUUCCUCAUGGCCGCGUGCGCGCCGCCGCUGUACCAAAAGCUGCUCGAUAAAAAGUCGCACUCGGUGACGCCGACGCAAUAUGCAGUGCCCCAGCGCGUCAAGAGCUGCGCCAUCGUGUCCGCCAAGUACACGCAAGAGCCCGAUGAAGAUGAAGUGCUCAAGUUCACAGUGGCGAGCGACCUGGUGUGUGUCAUGAAGCCGCUGUCAGAAGACCCGCCGAGUAGCAGCGAGACCAGCAAGCCACUCGACGACAAGACGGUCGAGGUCGCUGUCACGGCCACCUUUCGAACGCACAUCGUACCGAGCGGGGACCUCGAUUGGAUUCUCGAGAACGUUCGCAUGGCCAAGCUACCGGUCCCAUCAUCCUAAAGCGAGAGACUGCACUUGAAGUAGAAGCGUUUUGCAAACCUC
Molecule: messenger RNA, 1089 nt
Organism: Saprolegnia parasitica CBS 223.65
Lineage: Eukaryota; Oomycota; Saprolegniomycetes; Saprolegniales; Saprolegniaceae
Exons: 2
Coding region: 112-1047 (311 amino acids)
Source: RefSeq, a predicted model, not a curated record